Pseudopodoces humilis (Tibetan ground-tit) is the source of this 2699-nucleotide messenger RNA. RefSeq names its product methyltransferase 18, RPL3 N3(tau)-histidine (gene METTL18). Gene Ontology annotation, cellular component: nucleus. Lineage: Eukaryota; Metazoa; Chordata; Aves; Passeriformes; Paridae. Gene Ontology annotation, molecular function: protein-L-histidine N-tele-methyltransferase activity. Gene Ontology annotation, biological process: peptidyl-histidine methylation, to form tele-methylhistidine. The record is from RefSeq and is a predicted model, not a curated record.
GGAGAGAAGCGGAGCGUGGCCCGGAGCGGCAGCCGCGGCUACGGGGCAGGGAAAACGGGAUGGAAAACACUCCCGGAGCUCCUCACCCGGCCUGCGCCGCAGCGGAGCGCUGGGUUUGCGCCCCUUGAAACGCAGAGGGCUGAAAUGGGAAUUUUAGCGGAGUUGGCAGCUGUCCUGCUUCGCUUGCCUGUACCUGCGGUAUGUGAGAUGGAGGCACGGGUGACGCUGUGUUUUAAUAAACUUAAGCGGCUAGAGAGCGGGUUUUUGAAAUUACAGAAUAGUUAGGUUUGGAAGGGAGCUCUGGAGAUCAUCCGGUCCAACCCCUCUGCCAAGGCAGCGUCACCCAGAGCUGGUGACAGCGACGCGUCCAGGUGGAUUUGGAACGUUUCCAGAGAGGGAGACGCCACGACUUCCCGGGGGAGCCUGCAGCAAUUCACCUGGCUCUUGGCAAGACGUCUAUUACUGCACCAGCAAAAUACUCUGCCCUGCAACAAUAACUACAUAAAAAAUGGCUGCAAUAAAUUAAGCUUUUUAAAAAACUGUUAUUCCUGAAAAAUGGAUUUUCAGUUUAAUUUUGCUGUUGACGAAAAUGAGAACAGUGAGGCAGAUGCUCAGUUCUUACUGCUGUGCUCUCCAAAGCACAAGCAGGAAUCCAGAGGAAAGAGCAGGGAAACUGCCGAUCCUGCAGCAGACUCCAGCCCGAAGCUGGCUGCUGCUAAGCACGGGGAUGAGGCAGCUUCAAAGAAAAAACUCUGUGUGAAAGCUGCCAAGGAGCACAGCAUUCCUGAAGAUCUCAACAAAGUAUUGGAAAAUAAAGUCAUGGAAACAGUAUUGGAUUUUUCUUAUGUAAAGCUGUCUGAAGUGGAAAUGACGUGUUCAGGUGACGCUGACAGCGAAGGCAUCGUUUCCAAAAGUGUUUCUUCUCACUCUGAUCUCAUCCCAGGAGUCUAUGAAGGAGGACUGAAAAUCUGGGAAUGCACCUUUGAUCUCAUGGAUUACUUUUCCGAGGCUGAAAUAAAAUUUACCAACAAGACUGUAUUGGAUCUUGGCUGUGGGGCUGGAUUGCUGGGAAUUGUUGCUUUACAGGGUGAAGCUGCCAAAGUCCAUUUUCAGGACUACAACAGCACAGUGAUUGAUGAAAUAACCUUGCCCAAUGUGGUGGCCAACUGUAUCAGUGAAGGCAGGAGGAUGAUGGGCAGUGGGAAGGACGGAAAAGCCAGGAAGCCUCCUUCAAAGAGGCCCAGGAAGGCAGAGGGCUCACCUGAUGUGCUCAACAGAUGCAGAUUUUUUUCUGGAGAGUGGUCUCAAGUCAGCCAGCUCCUGUUAAACAGCAACAAACCCUGCUCAAAGUACGAUAUAAUUCUCACCUCUGAGACCAUCUAUAAUCCUGACUACUACAGUGCUCUGCAUGAUACACUGGCUCAGCUCUUGGACAGAAAGGGCCGUGUGUAUUUGGCAAGCAAAGUGCAUUAUUUUGGAGUUGGUGGUGGGAUCUAUCUCUUUGAGAAAUUUAUUGAAGAGAAAAACGUGUUUAGGACCAGUAUGGUUAAAACAAUUGAUCAGGGUCUGCAGCGAUGCAUUAUGGAAAUUGCCUUUAAAAAUUGCUGCUAAAAUUAAACUCCUGAUCUUCCAAAAAUAACUCAUAAAUGUUUUAAUCCUCAUGUCUCUUUGCUUCUUCCUGUUUUUCUGGUUUAAUGAAUUAAGGAUGGUGGUUGUUGAAAUGUUUGACAAAUUCCGGUGUCUGACUAGAAGUGAGGGACUUUUCUGAUGUUGACUUUGCAUAGAGUGCAGCUUAAAGCAGCAUCUGUUUAUGAUAAUUAAUUUAUAUAUAUAAAUUAAGCAAUUGUCUCCAGACAGGCUUUCACAUUCUCUGUCAGCACCAGAACUGUACAUCACAGGAAUGACAUACAUGACAUGGGAAUGAGAUACAUGAUGUAUUGUGGCUGAAUGAGAUAAACUUAGCAUCCAAAAUUAGUGCAGGAGACUGUUCUCAAGUGUUGGGAACUGUUGUAACUGCAGCCAGAUUCAGGCAGGACCACACAGCUCUGAGCUCUGCUGCUUUGCCAACAGAGGGGGAUGUGAUUGUAUUUAUGACUCGUGUUCUACCCUGCCAGGGAUCUCAGAAAUCCAUGUUAUAUUUCCAUGUGUAAUGUACACAUGACUUAUUCAAGCCUUUUAAAGAGUGUAACAAUAUUAACUACCAUGGUCUGUAAAAUUUCACAUUCAGAUUCCGUUGUAAGCUAAGAAAAUUUCAGCAAGGAAUUAGAAAAAGCCAUGCUGGUUUAGAAGCUGACUUGAAAGAUUAUUCUACACAAGAUAAGCUCUUUCUACCAACCAAUAAGCCUACAAAUGAAGUACUGGAGGAUGAUAGAACUGAGCUUUAGGAGACAACUGGAAAAGGAGAUAAACUGCUAUUAUAGGAGUUUAAUAGAUUGCUGUACUGUUUUAAUAAGAUUUUUCCAGAAAUUAAUUGCCCUGUUUUCAAUAUUUGCUGGGGGUACUACUGAACAUCAACAUCUCUUCAAUCUUUUCACAGCAGUUUGAAAGCACUCAGGAAAGCCUGCAAUACAAGGCACUCUCCUAGGCUGAAGAUAGUGAUAUUGCUGAAGAAAUUGCCUUACCAAAAAAUGCAAACAAGCCCCCAAAGAACUACAAAACCUGAUCUUGAGCACUGUCACCAGCAAUUCAAACAAAAAAAA